Molecule: messenger RNA, 2297 nt
Organism: Puntigrus tetrazona (Sumatra barb)
Lineage: Eukaryota; Metazoa; Chordata; Actinopteri; Cypriniformes; Cyprinidae
Product: cyclin-dependent kinase inhibitor 3-like
Exons: 8
Coding region: 133-759 (208 amino acids)
Biological process (GO): protein dephosphorylation
Cellular component (GO): nucleus
Molecular function (GO): protein tyrosine phosphatase activity
Source: RefSeq, a predicted model, not a curated record
GGUGUCUCGGGAACGUUCACGCGCUCCUGCACAGUCAGCAAAAGAGCAGUUUUUCGGCGCUCCAUUUUACUUCUACUCGCAUAGCAGAGGUCUAGAAUGUAUUGAAAUGGCUAGGGACUAUACUGGGGUGCAAUGAGGACAAGUGAGUUUGAUUCAUCUGACGAAGAGGACUUUGGUGAAGUGGAAGCCACGCCUUUUCAGAUCUCAUGGUUGUCUCUGUCAGUGGUGGAGUGUUCCCAGUCUCUUGGCAUUUGUUCCUUACCUGGAUGCCGAUAUAAAGAAAUCAGAAGAAACCUGCAGAAAGAUGUUGCUGAGAUGUGUGACCAGGGUGUGGAGGACGUGUUUGUGUUCUGUACCAGGGGAGAGCUGGUGCGCUACAGGGUGCCCUGUCUGAUAGAGGUUUAUUCUCAGAAUGGACUCAGAGUGCACCACCUCCCCUUCCCGGACGGAGGUGCCCCGGAGCUUCCCCAGUGCAGCUGCAUUCUGGAGGAACUGCAGGACUGCCUCCGGAAUCAGCGCAGGACUGUCAUACAUUGUUAUGGAGGCCUGGGCCGCUCAGGGUUAAUUGCUGCAUGUUUGCUGCUGCAGCUCUCUGUAUCCAUGACACCCGGUGCUGCUCUGGAGAUCCUCAGGGAGCUGAGAGGAGGCGGAGCCAUUCAGACCGUCAAGCAAUACAACUUCCUCCACGAGUUUCGGGAGAAGUUUGAAGCAUAUCAAGAAACCAAAGAGCGGCUUUCAGAGAGAUCUGUAUCCCGAUGAUCAUCCAGAUGGUGUAAAAGCAGAAACUUUGAUGAAUUUGAAUUUUCUCCUCUACGAUUAUGAAUGCAUUUGUUUCUUUUGUGAUGGCACUUUAAAAAUUCUGUAUUUUUAUAAGUCGGUCUAAUAAUAUUGUGCUUAAUAUAUAACUUUAACUUUCCGAUCAAAUGGGUCUCGUUCAGUAAGUUAGUCUUAAAGGUGCAACAAGUGAUUUCUGAGAAACGCUGUUGAAAAUUGUAAUCAACACCCAAACAAUUAAUUUAGUGAAUAUAUUCUGUCUGUCUGUUCUAUGUACGUUGGAACAAGUUGUGUGUAGUCCUGGCUGUUUAAAAUAAGAGAGAAACGUGGAUCAGCCAAUCAAAUAUAGGACAGUUGACAGUUGAGGAAGCGGGACUUUUGCUAUAUUUCACAAUGCCAAGACAUUCUGUGGCAACAUUAUCUAUAGUGCUGCUGGUGCUUAACCGGUUACAAAAAGCAUUUCACCAUUGGAUAUUAUGGCUAUGAUGAAAACAUCCCUUUUGGCAGACGCUGUCUUGAUAAACCAUCUGUUGAAGUCGUUUGCGUUGCAUGGUGUGUUCAUGAAUUUUUGUUGCUUUCAGUGUUUCUUAGAAAUCGUUACUGCCUAAAUGCCUGCAUUGAUUCUGGCCAGUCAAUUAAAUUGAGAGAAAUGUUUAUAUUUGUGUCUGGGAAACCAUGUGUUGCUUAUGUGAGUAACAGUGAUUUGGAUGGUGGAUGAAAUUUUUAUUCAGCUGCUGGCAGUAAUUCCUGGCAACGCAAUUACUUGCUUAUCAAAGUAGUGAUUAGUAAGGAAAUGUAUAAAGUAUGGUGGUAACAUAAUCCAAAGUUAAAGAGAAAAAUCAAUUAUCAUAGUCAAAACAGGUCAAAUGCUGUUGUAAAAAAGUAUAUUUUGCGUAUUUUAUAUUUGCCACAUGAGAAUACUUUUUGAUAAAUUAUGACUAAUAUCCACCUGAUUUUUCAAUGCAGAAGCAUAUAGGCAAGACUUAGUUCAAUAACAUGCAGUAAAUUGUGAAAUUGUUUAGAUUACAAACCAACGUAAAUGAGACCUGAAACCAGACCCAUACAAUUUACAAAGACAUGCCUACUUUUAUGGGAAUAAAUAAAAUUUUGCGAAUUAAAGUAAUUUUUAUCACUGGAAAAAUACUUAUGUUUUCAUUUUUAAACUUGUAAUGACAAAGCUGAGGUUUGUUUCACUAUUAUAAAAGGAGCACAUGUCAAAAAUUUGCAUUAUUAUUCUUUAUAUAUGAUAUUAAAAAUAUUUCAGUUUAAACCAAACCCAUUUUUACCAUAAAUACUUUAGCCACAUGGACUAAACUUAAAGAAAACAAAAAAAAAAAAAACACCAUAAUAAAAUGAGCAUUUGUUAUUUGUCUAUGGGGGCUUUAUUGGGAACUUUAAGCAAUAUUACAAGCAAAAAAAAAACAAACAAAACUUUUUUUUUACUAUAGCUCUUGCAAGACUUUAACAUUCAAAUGCACAUAAUGCUGGGUUCACACACACAGGGGGAAAAAAAAUGCAAACAA